Messenger RNA from Hydra vulgaris (swiftwater hydra), 721 nucleotides. The record is from RefSeq and is a predicted model, not a curated record. Lineage: Eukaryota; Metazoa; Cnidaria; Hydrozoa; Anthoathecata; Hydridae.
AAUUUUUUAAAUUAUAAUAUGCUGUUUUUUUUUUGGCUAAAAUUACACCAUUAUUACCAUACUUUUAAAAACUAUUUUUUUAUUAUCAUUAGUUUUACCGUGUUUAUAACAAAGAAUGUCUUCUGGUUUACAAUCAGAGGAUGAGCAAGAGUAUUCUUUGGACGAUGCAAUCGAGCAUAUUGGAUUUGGAUUAUAUCAGAUUCGACUUAUUAUUGUGAUGGGAUUAUCAUGGAUAGCUGAUGCAAUAGAAAUGACUGCUAUCUCUAUUCUGGCUCCAAUAUUGUUGUGUGAGUGGAAGCUGAAUAGUUAUGAGGAAGCAUUAAUAUCCAUUGUUGUAUUUAUUGGUUUUGGCUGUGGAGCAAUAUUUUGGGGAAUUAUUGCAGACCGCUAUGGAAGGUUCAAGAGUUUGUUUACCAGUUCUAUUAUUGUAUUAAUAUUUGGAGUGGCAACAGCGCUUUCCCCUAAUCUUGCAAGUGUUUUGGUUUUGAGAUUUUUUGUUGGAUUUGGUGUUGGUGGAGUUUCUCAAGCAGUAACAAUAACAACAGAAGUAUUACCCAAAAGUAUCAGGACAAAGUCAGCUUUGUUUUUAUUGUUUUUUUGGGCUACAGGUACUACUCUAACAGCUGCAUUAGCUAUUUUCACAGUUUCUUCUAUUGGUUGGCGAUGGUAUUUAGGUCUACUUAGUAUUCCAGUUUUGCUGUUUUUACUGGCUGCUUUAUUU